UGAUAAUUAACCAAGCGCCUUGGAGUCGUCGGAGAAAAGAGGUAACGACGAUCUUAUUAUUUAAAGCACUAUUGCAUCCCCCGUCUAUGACUUUGCACCGCUGUCAUCGCUCUCAAUCUAUCUUUCCAUUCUAUUAAACAUCCCUAAGCUGGAUUCUCUUCCUCCCAACUGGUGUGGCACCCAUCCCCGAUCUCCCAUCAUUAUGGCUUCCAUUGAAACUCCCAACACCAAGGAAACUGUUCUUGAUGCAGUCGCCGAGGUCGUAGGGGGAGAUGCUCUUGCAACCAUUUCCCCAACCAGCAAGGUUGAGAAGCCGACCGCUGAGAAAGUCCAUGCUGCUUUCGCUCCUGUCUGCGUCACUCAGCAGCCUAUCCCUACCAACCUCAACAGGGGCGACGUCUCUCAGCUCUUCGUCGGCCUCGAGAAAGAAAUUCCUCGUUGGGUGCCUGGCUCAGUCAUCAAGUAUGCUGCUUGGAAGGCCGGCUUUGAAUCCUCAAAGGAUGCCGAACAUGCUGCGAAGCAUCUCAAGCUUGCCGCAGACGAGUGGAACAAGGCUGAUGUCGGUGUCACGUUCGAGUGGGUUGAAGAUCCCAAGGACGCGACGUUCAUUCUUGCCCAUGGCCCUCGCAACCCAGGCGUCUUAGCCUCAGCUUUCUUCCCCAAUCAGAAAGACCUCAACAUAAUGUUCGUUUAUGCGGACGCGUUCGCAACCAACGCGUGGAAGAACAGUAUGUGGAAGGUCUUUAUGCAUGAGCUUGGACAUGUCCUCGGCCUUCGCCACGAGUUUGCUCUUGAUGAGGACAAGAAUCUGCCGGAAGGACAGCGAGCAAAGCUUAUCGGUGUCCUAAACCAGGAUUCUGUGAUGAACUACAAACCUACUGCCCCAGAGCUUCAGAAGUCGGAUAUCAUCUCGACCAGACUUUUCUACGGUCUUCGUGCAGACAGCGAGGGUAACCCUCCUAACAUCAACAUGACUGAUGUGGUUGAUUACACGCCUAUGUAAAGGCUUAGGAGUGUUGUGGAGAUUCGGAGGACUGCUUGGUGACUGGGUCUAAAUUAUAUGAGUUUGUAGAAUACUACAUGAUAUCAUGUCUGCAAGCAACGGACUCCUUGCAAACCAGCUUAUUGCCAGCUUUUGUCAGGAGAUUGAACUGAUCUCUUUGUCCGAAAUAUACAUAUUACUUGAA
Messenger RNA from Fusarium oxysporum Fo47, 1187 nucleotides. RefSeq lists its product as uncharacterized. The record is from RefSeq and is a predicted model, not a curated record. Gene Ontology annotation, molecular function: zinc ion binding; metalloendopeptidase activity. Bases 203 to 1003 code for a protein of 266 amino acids. Lineage: Eukaryota; Fungi; Ascomycota; Sordariomycetes; Hypocreales; Nectriaceae. Gene Ontology annotation, cellular component: extracellular matrix. Gene Ontology annotation, biological process: proteolysis. The transcript has a single exon.